Messenger RNA from Coccinella septempunctata (seven-spotted ladybird), 2004 nucleotides. RefSeq lists its product as uncharacterized. The record is from RefSeq and is a predicted model, not a curated record. The transcript has 13 exons. Bases 35 to 1876 code for a protein of 613 amino acids. Lineage: Eukaryota; Metazoa; Arthropoda; Insecta; Coleoptera; Coccinellidae.
CAUACAAUUUCAAAUAGUGAUCGAACAUGUCAUUAUGUUUGAAACUUUACCCAUAUUUAUUUUAUUGAUUCCAUGCUGCCUAACAUUCCGAGCGCCAAAUGUUGGAACCACACUAUUCACCGAGUCUGACCUGACCAAGCAAUGCUGGGAUUCGGACAGCAUCUCCCUGCUCCACUCCAGGAUGUUCCUGGAGCUGUUGCUGCCCUGCCCGAGGGUCUUGUACGAGCUCGACAACGAGUUCGCCUCCGACCUGAUCAAGUACUUCAGUCUAAUAUUGACCACCAUGCAUUCGUUCCCAGAUGGGAGGAAGAAGCAACUCAGCAUUUAUGCCAUGGAGGAUAUUAUUGGCGGAUAUUUCCAUUCCUUGCUCCUGCCCAUAGCACGUUUCUCCUAUUACGCGGGUAUCAUCAACUGGAGGAGUAUGAGGAAGUUGAAUCGUUAUUACAAUCAGCUGAAGGAGGUACUCAGGACAGAGGGACAAGGAUGGGCUCCACCCCGGCCCCAGAACUGGGAAAACUACGACGCUAGGAGGCUGCCCAUGCGUUCCAAAGCCGCCUGCCUCGAAGGAGAGGUCCCGUGCAGCAACAUCAGACUCUACAGACGUCUCAAGUGCUGCGACGAGCUGAAGACUUGUGGUAGAUGCAUGAAAGUAGCCGUACCAGUGCCUUUCUUCGACUGCAAGAUGAAACCGCACGCCAUGGCGGUCCCUUUCAAGAACUGCCCCAUCUUCGACGUCAAUUCGGCCAGAUCUGCCUACGUGCUGAUCCGGUUCUACGUCCAGAGCUACAGGUGCCUCUACUGCAAGUGCAACCACGGCGACUGCCUGAGGAUAUUCAGGAACAACUUCUACACCUGGCUGGUGGACGAGGUGGUGCCGAGGUUCAACGACGACAAGACUUACGUGGCCUUCGGCGGCGUCAUAAGGCUGCUCAAGACGCUGGAGUGUCAAGGUGUCAAACACGUCGAUUUGCUGCACGAGAGACAGUGCUACAAUAGAAUGGCCGGUGUCAGCGAGGAUCCAUUUAUCGAAUACACAAGGCACAAACUGAAAGUGAUACUGAUUGCCCUCUUGGUUGUUCUGCUGUUAUGGUUCCUCUUGGCCUCGUGCAUCAUUUGCUGUAGGAUGGCAAGAAAAAGAUGCACUUGUGGCAAACCAGCCAGGAGCGAAUCGAGCAAGUCUGGCAGAUCGUGUCCUCCAAGGAAAUCAUCAACACUUCUGGACAAGAUACUUGGCGAAAAGGGUAGAAGACGCAAACUCUGGUGUAGUUGCGGAAGUAAGACCUACUACUCCCUCACCGACGAUACCAGCAGAGGCAAGACUUCGAGCCCUAAAUCUGAAGAUUCCAGCCCUAAAUCCGUUCCCUCCAGUCCCACCAAAUCCAGUUCUCCAAGAACCUACUUCAGCUCGGACUCCCAAUCCAGAUCCUCUAGAGGCGACGUGCAGGUCUACUCGGCUGCCGAAGAAUCCGCCUCCAACAUCAAAGCCGGAAGCACUUCGGCAGAAUCCAGAGGGCUGCCGCCCAUCGUGGAGAUGUCCGAGAGGUCCUCGGCUCCAGAGAGCAAGGGCAAGGUGAAAUUUGGUCCUUCGGCGGCCAGGAUGUCCGCUACAGGUGAAAUCUCGAUAUACGCGAUAAAAAGAGACAGCGUGUCCGGAACGGAUAAGCAGGAGUCUGGAACGGAUCUGGGAUCGGGUCAGUCGGUACCAGGCAAGGCUCAGAGGUCGAUCAAAGAGGACAGCUUAGAUUCUGGGAAAUCUGGCAGUAUACAGGCGGAUUCACAGGCUCACUGCUACAGCGAUGAAAGUGAUGCAAUAACUGAAGGAACUGGAAGAACUGACAUAUCUAGCGAUUCUAUUGAACAGAUACCACCCCGUUGAAGAGAGAUGCCCAAAUGGGAGUUUUACAAGAAGCGAUAAAAGUUAUGAGGAAUUAAGAAUAAAGUAUUAUUUUUUGAAUAUAUAUUAUAUAACUAUCGUAUGUGCAAUAAAAUAUUUUUCCCUUCGAA